Cyprinus carpio (common carp) is the source of this 2452-nucleotide messenger RNA. RefSeq names its product zinc/cadmium resistance protein. Gene Ontology annotation, molecular function: calcium channel inhibitor activity; zinc ion transmembrane transporter activity. The transcript has 4 exons. Gene Ontology annotation, cellular component: endoplasmic reticulum; Golgi apparatus. Gene Ontology annotation, biological process: intracellular zinc ion homeostasis; zinc ion transmembrane transport; detoxification of zinc ion. Lineage: Eukaryota; Metazoa; Chordata; Actinopteri; Cypriniformes; Cyprinidae. The coding region runs from base 508 to 1938 and encodes 476 amino acids. The record is from RefSeq and is a predicted model, not a curated record.
AAAGCGAGCGCUCCAGUAAGAGCUGCGUUCACUGCAUUCAUGCUGUUGUGAUUGUGGCUUGCUGUUGGUUUAGUGCUUUAAAGAGCCUCUCGGUUGUCAAACUCAUUGUGCCGUGUUAGUUUUUGGCCUUGUGUUCUCUGUCAGAGCUGUGUGAGGAUCCCCUCAGGCACAGAGAGAGUUAAAAAGAGGCUAUUUAGCCACUGCCUUUCCAUGUGAAUUCCCUUCGUGGACAUUUUUUUCCUGAACAUCAGUUGGAGCUCUGAAUGUAAGCCGUGAGAACGUGAGGUGCUGCGCUCCUUCAGCUCAUCAGCUCUGCUCUGGCGGACAGAAGAUCCUCACAUGAUAGUGCUUAUACAGACUUUAGUGCUUAUACUGACUUUUUCUCUCUCUGUGAACUCUGAAACAGCAUCUCAUUCUGCUCUGAAGACUUUCCUGUAGCGCUCAGGACAUCCUCAAACAGGAAGUGUUCCCUUGAUUCGUACCGUCUGAAGUCCUGAUAGAGGUGUGAUGGCGAGGAUAUCCGGCUCCACUCACAUUUGCACGCUGGUCUUGUCUUUGUGCUUCCUGGUCUUUGAGAUUGUAGUCGGUCAAAUCUGCAGAUCUCUCCUCAUCGCGGUGGACAGCUUCCAUACACUCUAUGUUUUCAUAAAUCUGGCUCUAUCAGCAUUAAAGCAUCAUCCUGCUUCUCCCUGCUCACCUGAGCCCUCCACGACCGCAGGUUCAUCCCGUCCAGACGUCUGUGCUUCAGGAGGUCUGAGUUCUCCGUGUGCUGAGGACUACAGGAGGAUGCGUCUCAAACCCUUCGGCGUCCUGAUCUCGGCUCUGCUCAUGGCGUCUCAGUGUGUCUCCAUUAGUCUGGAGAUUCUCACGCAUGCUGUACAGCCAGAACCCAUUCAGCACCCACUCCUGUCUAUUGUUGUCGGAGGAGCCAGUCUGAUAUUUAACAUGCUGGUUUUGGCCUGGACACGAAGCAGCAGAGGGACGGAUGAAGCUGCUGAUGGCUGUGAGGAUCUUGAUGAUCAUUGUGUUGUAGGAAGUGCUCUGCAGGAUGACGCACUGAUGUUCUGCAACCCUGAAGCAUCUGGGGUUCUGGAUCCAGAUCAAGGCUCUCAGCACCGCUCUUCUGAGUUACCGGAGCCCAGCAUCACUGAACCAGUUCAGUCCAGUCAAAGUCAAAAGUCUAAUUCCAGAAUCAGUGAAAGUUCACAGGAAAUCAUUCCGGAAGAACCGCACCUCUCCACCUGCACCGAACGCACCGUGUCCCAGUGUAUUCCUGCAGGACCCGGGUUCAGAAGAGCGCAGCUGGGCUCCGUCGCUGUGAUCCAGGACCUUCUGAGUUCAGUCCUGGUUUUGACUAAUGGUCUGGUUCUCCUGCUGUCUGCGGCGCACUGCCACCGGCCUCACUCCGACUGUCAUCUCCUGGUGUAUCUGGACGCAGGUUUCUCCGCAGUGUGUGUGCUGGUCUUGUUCUCCACGGCCCUGCCGAGGCUGCGGCGCUACGGGCUGCUGGUGCUGCAGGCGACGCCGCUGCAUCUCUCGGUCGCUCAGGUGCGGCUGUGCCUCGCUGAAGUACCGGGUGUGCUGUCGGUUCACGAGCUGCACGUGUGGCAGCUGUCGGAGGCGCUGCUGGUGGCGUCGCUGCACGUUCACUGUCCGGACGGGCUGAACGCAGCGCAGUGCACAGAUCUGAUGGAGAGGAUAAAAGCAGUGCUGUCCGCUUUCGGCAUCAACCACAGCACCGUGCAGCCGGAGCUCAUCCGGAGCGACGGAUCGGGACGCCCGCUCUGCAGCUUGCGCUGUGGGCAGCAGUGCGCGGAGAAGCUCUGUUGCUCCCCUCAGCUGGACGAGGCCGGCUGUCCCAGGACACAGAGUGCUGUUUGCUCUCCAGCAGGUGUUGAUGAGCACAGAGACGUGGUUAUUGAGAACACGUACCUGUGAUUCAAGCUUGGUGUGUUCACUGCAAGUACUGUACAUGACGGAGACUCCAGCAAUAAAUCCAUUUAUACUAGAUGCAAAAAACUGAUUUAUUCCCAGCUGAAGCACUGAGAGGAUGACGUGGUCAGAUAUAAAGACCUCUAAAUGAUCAGCAUGCAUACUUUAACAAGUAAAGGCCUUUAGUCUAAUUGUGCAAAUGUGCACUUUUUUUGCUGUUAAAUAUUUACUGAUUUUUAUCAAGUAAACGUAAGAAUAACUUUUAUAUUUUAAGAUGGACACUUACUGGACAGAAGCAACUUAGGUUUAUUUGAUUAUCCAGAAAGGUUUUAGAAAAAUGAUAUGAUCAAGGGGCUUUUGAGGAACGUUUAAUUGUUCAUCUCUGAUUGUAUUUCAUUGCAUCAUGUUUUGAGAGUGACGAUGUAAGCUAAGUAGUCUGUUAUACAGUUAUGAACAUCUCAUUGAUUUACAGUACAUUACAAGCUUCAGAAUUUCAUCUCAUUUUGUCAUAUUUUUGCUC